AUGCUCUUCGCCGACUUCAUAACCCAAGCCACAACUUUGCUCGUGGCAAGCUUGUCUCAACUUCAGACCAAUGGCUUGUCGUUAUGGGGGACGCUCGAUGUACCACAAUUACCUCUCUAUAACUCAACAAAUGCGCCACAAACAUCGCUGCAGAACACUUAUGGAGUGAUUCCAAAUACAGGGCGUACUGUAUAUUAUGAUUGGACCAUAACUAGGGGAUAUAUAGCUCCUGACGGAGUUAACAAAAGCGUCAUUCUCAUCAACGGGCAGUUCCCUGGGCCACUUCUUGAUGCCAAUUGGGGUGACAUGAUCCAAGUCACUGUCCGAAACCAUAUCAAAGAUGAAGGAACUACUAUUCACUGGCACGGGCUUCUGCAGAAGGGCACACCUUGGAUGGAUGGCGUUCCGGGAAUUAGCCAAUGUCCCAUUAGUCCUGGCAGCCAGUUCACGUAUCGCUUUAGAGCAGAUCAAUAUGGCACUUCGUGGUAUCACAGUCAUUACAGUGGUCAAUACGGCGCUGGUCUUUUUGGACCAUUAGUCAUAUAUGGCCCUCAGAACGUCCAUUAUGAUAUUGAUAUCGGCCCAGUUAUGCUCCAUGAUUGGUAUCACGCCGAUUACUACCAAGUGGUGGAACGACUUUUCUCAGUGCCUGCAAAUCCGCUUGCAGCCAACAACAACCUGAUCAACGGAAAGAUGGAUUUCAAUUGUAGCGCGAUCACUGUGAAUGCCUCUUGCACAGCCAACGCUGGGCUUUCUAAGUUUCAUUUUCACCCGGGUAAGACGCACCGCCUUCGUCUCAUAAACCCAGGCACAGAAGGGAACCAGAAAUUCAGUAUCGAUGGGCAUUUAUUGACAGUUAUCGCUGUUGAUUUCGUUCCAGUUGUACCAUAUGACACGAACGUGGUAACUGUAGGAGUUGGACAGCGCACAGACGUGAUAGUUAAAGCUGUUGGCAAGGUGGGAUCGUCAUAUUGGAUGCGUUCCAACUUUAGCCAGCUGUGCGCAUCUAGCCCCAGUCUACAGCCGAACGCUCUAGCCGUGGUAUUGUACGACGGCGCCGACCCAAACAGCAGGCCCAAAUCCACAGCAUUUCCUUAUAAUGAAACCAAUUGCUUGAACGAUCCCCUUAAUACAACUACCCCAUAUAUCAAGAGUACUCCGCCAGUUACACCACAAGUCACCCAAACAAUAGACAUAAAUUAUCUUAUCAAUGGAUCCGGCAUGUUUCUAUUCACCUUCGGUGGCAGCUCUUUCCGGGCGGAUUACAACCAGCCAGUCCUUCUUACAGCAGCAACAGCGACAACAUCAACGUCGAACAGCGGUAUAUAUACCAACAGCACAUCGCUCUAUCCAACUACUAUGAACGUUCAUGAUUUUGGAACGCCUGCCACUGUUCGUCUAAUAAUUACAAACAGCGUGCCAGUCUCUCAUCCUAUGCAUCUUCAUGGUCAUAACUUUUGGAUACUGGCGGAAGGAGUUGGCACAUGGGAUGGAACCAUAACUAAUCCAUCUAAUCCGAUCAGAAGGGAUACUUUCAUGAUGGCAGCAGCUCUUAGAAGUGGCCCAAAGGCGUACACUGUCAUUGAAUAUGUUGCUGAUAAUCCUGGCGUAUGGCCGUUUCACUGCCACGUCGCUGGACAUGUCUCAACUGGGCUAUUAAUUAAUGUAUUGGAACAACCAGAUGUGUUAGCAAAUAACUCCCAGGCUUUGAAUUCAAUAUCGCCGACGUGUGAAAGUUGGCAGAAAUGGACGAAAUCUCAUUUGGUUGAUGAAAUUGAUUCGGGGGAAUAG
This is a messenger RNA of Botrytis byssoidea, 1791 nucleotides long. RefSeq lists its product as uncharacterized. The record is from RefSeq and is a predicted model, not a curated record. Bases 1 to 1791 code for a protein of 596 amino acids. The transcript has 9 exons. Lineage: Eukaryota; Fungi; Ascomycota; Leotiomycetes; Helotiales; Sclerotiniaceae. Gene Ontology annotation, molecular function: oxidoreductase activity; copper ion binding.